Linum tenue is the source of this 1306-nucleotide messenger RNA. NCBI's taxonomy places the organism in Eukaryota, Viridiplantae, Streptophyta, Magnoliopsida, Malpighiales, Linaceae. The record is from the annotation of a GenBank genome assembly.
CCAGAAAGUUAAUCUUAUCAAAUAAGAAACAAGCGUCGAUGUUCACAGAAGAGCACCGCUUAUCUGCCCUUGUCCUUUCGUAUUCAACCAAGAGCGAGCAAGCAUGGAGCCAUAGGAGGUGGGUGAUCAAGAAUAUGGCCAGAAAUCUUACAACUUUGCAAGAGAUUUUGAGGGAAGAAUCUGACCUGGUGGAGAAGAUAGCAGAGGUGAUACAGGAACUGAAGCAAUCCAAAACGUGGGCUGGGUUACAUGUCGCUGAUCAUUCUUGCUUUCAUUAUCGCAUGCGACUAAUCAUUAGAAUUUUAGAGGAUUGCUGCCGUAAGCAAGAAGAGGGGUCUUGUGAUUCUUGUGUUGAAGUUUAUCUGAUCUGGCAGGAGGAGCUUGACUGGAAUGAAGAAUUAAUAAAGCGUUAUUUAGGAAGGGAGGCUCUAUGGCUCUACCGUCGCUUUCUCUCCUUAUUAUGGAUAAGGCAUUUCACAAGCGAUGUCAACGACGUGUUUUCCCCACAAAAAAGCCAAUCUAGCAUCCAAGUGAACGUCAGUGCGUUUUUAGAUAAGGAGUUGCUCCUCGUCAAUUCAUGCUCGGAAGGAAGUGAUGAUGAGUUUGAAGAUUUUGAAGAACAAGCAAUUUGUUCAGCAUCUUACAUGUUAUGGUUGACAAAGCAAAUCCCUGAAACCCAGAAGUUAGAACUGAGGGAGAAGAUAGAGAAUGAGCGCUUGGACGCCAUGUUGAAGUUGGUGUCCCUGAGAGGUCCUCCAUUUGGGGCUAUCUAAGAUUAGUAAGUCUAUUUGGCUGCCAUGUACACUGGAAGUGGAUGGUAUUAAUUUGUUGGACGAAUUGUCAUUGAAUUGAACCGUGUAAAGGUAACAAAUUACAGUAACAAAUUACUGAAUAGUUGUCCACUUAAAAAUGAUCAUGAUUUCGAUCGUCUUUGUUUUGUCAAAAGACUCAAAACAUGAAUGGGUGGCGUUGCAGUUACAGAUGGAAGAAUUUAUGUUACCCUGAGUCCCAUUCCUUUUCGCGUGGUAAGUACAAGGCCCAGUCCAGCAAAGCAGAACAUGAGUCGAACACUGCAUUUUUGGGGGAUGACGGGAAGGGUAUGUGCUUCAGCAAUAUUCCCAUGCUAAAUCUCUUCUUCGACCUUUCGUACGUACGGGCACGACUGUAUUUAUUGAGAGAGUUACAAUUUACAAACGAACGCAAAUUGAACAGUGUAAAGGUAACAAACUACAGUAACAAAUAACUGAAUAGUUGUCCACUUAAAAAUGAUCAUGAUUUCGCUCGUCUUUGUUUUCUGAAAAGACUC